AUGGCAGGCAACACGAUGACAUCGACCGAAGGUCCAGUCAACCGCCUGAAGAGAAAGAUGGAGACUUUCCCCUCCAUUCUGGAACUCAAAACGAACUACGACACCAAGGUCAAGGAGCUUAGAAAGACCGAACUGGUAGAAUAUGCCGAGGAGGAGGAAGUUGACCACCUCGAUGAAAUGAUCGGACGGAUGAGGGAAGAGCUGGCCUCCAGAAAACAACAACACUUCUCGCGAUAUUCCAAAUGGGCCGCCAGAGAGGUUGGCUAUAGCCUCGAUUUUAUUGAGGCAGAUCCAGAAACCCUGGAGAAGCAAUUGAAACGGGCCAAGAGGGCGGUGGAGUUUAUGGAGGAGAGGAUUGAUGUCCAUGCGAUGGCGAUGGUGGUACAGGAUUUGGAGAGGGAUUUCCAUGCGGGCAUGAGGAAGUUGGGGGAGGCAAGGAAAAGGACUGCGGAGGUGGAGAGGGAUGUGGCUGAGGCUGGAAAGUCCUUCAUGAAAGGCGGUAUUAAAUGGUGUGAGGAGGGGUUGGAGGAGUUGAACGAGGGAGAGGAGAAGGGGGUGGAGGGGGCAGUGAAGAAGAGAAAGUUGGCUCGUGGCCGAUGUAACUCGGUCUAA
Messenger RNA from Venustampulla echinocandica, 612 nucleotides. RefSeq lists its product as uncharacterized. NCBI's taxonomy places the organism in Eukaryota, Fungi, Ascomycota, Leotiomycetes, Helotiales, Pleuroascaceae. The record is from RefSeq and is a predicted model, not a curated record. The transcript has a single exon. The coding region runs from base 1 to 612 and encodes 203 amino acids.